Messenger RNA from Saccharomyces mikatae IFO 1815, 1596 nucleotides. RefSeq names its product SF3a splicing factor complex subunit PRP9 (gene PRP9). Bases 1 to 1596 code for a protein of 531 amino acids. Gene Ontology annotation, molecular function: RNA binding; zinc ion binding. The transcript has a single exon. Gene Ontology annotation, cellular component: spliceosomal complex; nucleus. The record is from RefSeq and is a predicted model, not a curated record. Gene Ontology annotation, biological process: mRNA splicing, via spliceosome. NCBI's taxonomy places the organism in Eukaryota, Fungi, Ascomycota, Saccharomycetes, Saccharomycetales, Saccharomycetaceae.
AUGAGUUUUUUGGAAACAAGGAGAUCCUUGUUGGAAGACAUGGAAAUUAUUGAAAAUGCUAUAGUAGAAAGAAUUCGACGGAAUCCAGAGUUGUAUUACCACUAUAUACAGGAAUCGAGCAAAGUAUUUCCUGAUGUUAAACUUCCCAAGUCAUCGUUGAUUGCCGAGAACAAACUGUUUAAAAUUAAAAAAGUUAAGAGGAAUAGAAAACAGGUGAUUUUGCAGCAGCAUGAGAUAAGUCUUUUUCUUCGAGACUAUCUAGAGAAACAAAAGUCUUUUAAUAAUAUAAAUAGUCAAAACUAUUCACAGGAGGACGACAAAGAUCUUUGUAGCUUUGAUGAAGAAUUACGGCAGCUCGAGGAUGAGCUGAAAAGUGAAGAGGAGAAUUUUCAACUGGAUAUAAAUUCAAAAAGAAACAAAUAUGCUUUAUUCUCAUCUUCUAUUGAUUCAUCAAAACGUACCAAUAUACUGUCUGAGAGGGCAAGAGAUCUAGAUUUGAAUAAAAUAUUUACUAGAGACGAGCAAUAUGGUGAAUAUAUGGAGCUAGAACAAUUCCAUUCUUUAUGGUUGAACGUAUUUAAGAGAAGCGAUUGUUCUUUACUCCAAUUUUUCGAUGUCGUAGAGUUAUUUGUUGACGAUAAAAAAUAUUUGCUAACCCCACCGAUGGAUCGUAAGAAUGAUAGGUACAUGGCCUUUUUGAUCAAGUUAUGCAAGUAUUUAGAAACCUUUUUCUUCAAAAGUUAUGCCUUGUUUGACAAAGAAGUCAUCGAAAGUUCAAUCAGGUUUGACUUUGAACAGUCAUAUUGUAAGGGAUCACUUAGGUCCGAGGCAAAGGGUAUUCAUUGCCCCUUUUGUUACAAAUGGUUCAAGACAUCUCCUGUUUUCGAAAACCAUUUAACGGGGAAAAUCCACAAGAAGAACGAAUUUAAAAGGAAGGAUACAGUAUACUCUGAAUAUAAGCUGCAUCGAUACCUGAAAUACCUUAAAGAUGAGUUUUCUCACACAAAAAGUUUUGUUGAGAGAAAACUGGUGUUUACAGCAAAUGAAAGAAUAGCGGAAAUGGAUGCUUUAACGCAGAAGUAUGAAGCCCCUGCGUAUGAUCCAACUGAUAAGGACGGCGAUCAACAGAAAGGUAGCGAUCAGAGAGACGAUCAACUGCAAGAAAAGCACUUCUUUGGGAAAUCAUUCGACAUGCCACUGGGUCCCGACGGAUUGCCUAUGCCACACUGGCUAUAUAAACUGCAUGGGCUUGACAGGGAAUACCACUGUGAGAUUUGUGCGAAUAAAGUUUAUAAUGGACGCCGCACUUUUGAAAGACACUUUAAUGAAGGACCACAUCUUUAUCAUUUGCGAUGCCUGGGCAUCGAACCCUCUUUAGCAUUUAAGGGGAUAACUAAAAUUACAGAGGCACAGAAGCUUUGGGAGAAUAUGCAAAAGCAGCCACAAUCUGCAACCUCUAUUGCAUCUUCACUCACAAAGCUAAAACAUUCUCGAUCGAAACUUCCCACCGAAUUGGAACUAGAAGAAGAAGACGAAGAAGGGAACGUGAUGAGUAAGAAGGUCUUUGAUGAACUCAAGAAGCAAGGUCUGGUGUGA